AUGUGCACAAGGCACUUGCCAACACCUUCUUUGCAAGGAAGGCACGGGACAAUCAAUGAGGGGAACUCAAGCUCCUUGACAUGGGAAUCAAGCCCAUCAUCUCACGCACAAGGAUGGCAAGAGGAUCAGAGGGGAGAUAGAUCACACAGGGAACUCAUGCCUUCCUUGACCAGCUCCACCUACAAGAUCACAGCUUACAACACUAGGCAUCAAAGGGAAGGGCUAGUGUUGGAGGGUCAUCACACCUAUCUUGUGUGCAGCUGGAGUCAACUGAUAAGAGAAGGUCCACUGAACCAGGUUCCAAUUCAAGUUCACCAUCCAUUGGCUGGACCUCCAAGCUUCUCCUGCCCAACCCUGAGCUCACCACAGUGUAGGGGUGAGAACAUUGACUUCAGACCCCCUGUGUACACAUUAGUUGGGCAUGAGGAGAUUUGCGAGAAGAGGAGCCUGAGCUCGAUCGAGCUGAGUCGAGCUGAGGAUCGAGCUGAGGAUCGAGCUGAAGAUCAGGUCCAGGAAGUGCGGAUUUGGAGGAUUGGACUUCUCCAAAAGUUCAACAAAUGGCAAGGGAAAGCCAUUGAGAAGAUGCAAAAGUCCAUGGACAAGAUGGUGAGCAAGAUCAAAAGUUUGGAGAAGAAGGUUUCUGGUUCUUCAAGCAAGAAGAAGAAGGCUCCCAGGCCCACAUUCCCUAGGAGUAGAUCACUCCUCACCACUCCAAGGAGGCUCCCUGCCCAAGAGCCUCACAGAGCCUCUUCUUUCGAGCCAAGGGAAGGAGAAGACAACACGCAGAGAAGGAGGAAGACUUCCAAGGCCAGACGCUCCAGCUCGACCACCGGACUCGAUCGAGUCCAAACAGAGGAAACUCAACUCGAUCGAGCUGACGUACGAGCUAGCCAUGCUCCACCAAGGCCAAGGAGCCACACACACUUUGAAGAUGAAGAAGAGGAGAAGAGGAGCCGCAAGCUCGAUCGAGUGAGCCGAACCCAGUUCGAGUGGAGUGCUCCUGAUGGCCGUCUCCCAUCUCCAGACCACGACCUAGUCUCCCAGUUCUUUGGGGGCACUGAGGCUAAGUUUGGGGGUGCCAACUCGAGCUCGAUCGAGUUGGGUGUAAAAACCAGAAAAGUGGUCUUUUGGAGCAUUCUGGAGCAUAUGGGACAUGAGGAGCAUGGAGGGACUUGGCACAUGGACGCAGCUCAACUGGAUACGCAAAGGAAGAAGGGAGAAGCCAUCUUGAAGACCAGCUCGACCCCUACUCGACCAACCGGUCGAGUUCCUCAACUCGACCGGCCAAGCUUCAACUCGAUCGAGCUGAGAAGUCAAAGUCAAACCCGAAAAAUGUUGCUUCCCCCUUGA
Microthlaspi erraticum is the source of this 1350-nucleotide messenger RNA. Lineage: Eukaryota; Viridiplantae; Streptophyta; Magnoliopsida; Brassicales; Brassicaceae. The record is from the annotation of a GenBank genome assembly.